CGUUAUAAUAUUACCUUUCCUCUUAGAAAGAUACUUAAUGUGUAUUGCGGAAUUUAGCCAUGGGCAAAAUUUCAGUGGCGUGUCCUCUAAAUCAUGUCAUAACUUAAGGUCCUACCUAUUAUCAAUAUUAAAUUAAUACGAAAUAUUUGAAAGGACUGUUUUGUGUUAAGAAUAUUCCCAUGGUGUCGUUGAAGAAGUUUAGAGGUCAGCUACGAUUCUUAGUAUAGAAUCUUCAUGUUAUGCGCGUUGCAUGAGCAUUGCGCGCUCGGCUGCCUUCGAAAGCGCACGUCACAUUGUACCGCUAUGCAAGAAAAAUAAAUUCGUGCACAGAAAUUCGUGUCCGCGCGAUUAUUAAUCAACCAAGAGUAUAAAACUAUUACGAAAUUCGUCAAUCCUUUUCUGGGACCUUCAGUCUACUUCAAUGCCCACUGAAGCCUUUGCGAUUGUGUCACGGCUGAGUUAAAUAUGCAUUUACAUAUGUUUUGGUGAUUAAGUUUGUAAACAAGACUGUCUUUUUUUAUACAAAAUGUGUGGAAGUAAGGCUCUUAUUUCAUUUUCUUCAGUGUUCCUUCCAUUACUUGUGUUAACCGGUGGUUCGGAAAAUGUGGGUCGCGUAAAGCGAAUCCGGUCACACAGUGACGCGGUGUCCCGCGAGCCUGCGCAGGCGCUCGAUGCUCCAGACCCCGAGACACCCUCCGUGCCUGCCCCACCGGCGUUCCUCAGCCCCUCCGUGAAGGAGUACCUGGAAUUAGGAAUGGCUAUACCCGGCAAGCCGGGCACAGACUACCCGGUGCUGGGCGCGGUGCCGUACACCAACUUCUACUGCGACGAGCAAGCCUUCCCGGGCUUCUUCGCAGACAUGGAGACACGCUGCCAAGCCUGGCACUACUGCGACAUCGACGGACGUCAGGCCUCAUUCCUGUGCCCCAACGGGACCGUGUUCUCGCAGGGCGUGGCGUCCUGCGACUGGUGGUUCAACGUGAAGUGUGCCCUGUCUCCUGCUCUCUACCCACUAAACGCGAGGCUCUACCGCCGAAGGAAACAGAGCAAGCCAAAGCCACACCGUCUCAUAGACAGGAAACUUGUAGAAGAAAUCUUUUUGUAGUCGAGUAGCUUGAUAAGUAAUAAUAAUAAUAUAGUAAGAGCCUAUGUAGGUCCCACUGCUGGACAGG
Molecule: messenger RNA, 1172 nt
Organism: Trichoplusia ni (cabbage looper)
Lineage: Eukaryota; Metazoa; Arthropoda; Insecta; Lepidoptera; Noctuidae
Exons: 4
Coding region: 527-1105 (192 amino acids)
Cellular component (GO): extracellular region
Molecular function (GO): chitin binding
Source: RefSeq, a predicted model, not a curated record